Gryllus bimaculatus (two-spotted cricket) is the source of this 557-nucleotide messenger RNA. The record is from the annotation of a GenBank genome assembly. NCBI's taxonomy places the organism in Eukaryota, Metazoa, Arthropoda, Insecta, Orthoptera, Gryllidae.
UCUGCAAGGACCGUUGGGCAGCUGGUAGAACUUGGCUCGGAACCACUGCGAACAGCGACUGUAGUGAUGUAUGGAAUAGUGUGUUGCCGGGAAACUGAACAGAACAAUCGCCAUAGUUUUGGUCUCCUUCCCCUGGUUGACCAAAUGAUUCACGUGUAUGACAAGCCGCUGCGUGGCUGGCGGCGGCGAUGGCGGUGGCUGUCGAGGCGGCGCGGCGGCGCGGGUCUUGAGGAUUCCGCACGCCUGUCUGCGCGGCUGCGGAGUUACGCGGCUUCCAGGAGGGCUAAUCCUGCUAAUGAAGUCCACGGGCCCUCCUCGCGGCUCCCGGGCGGAGGACAACGCGCGGCGCCGACGCAGGGGUAGGCAGUGGGCGGGGGGCGGCUCCCGGCGGGCACAACGAACACGCACCGGCCCUUCGGUGUCUUAUGGCCGUGGUCAUGCCUCUCGUUGACAGCUGUUAUUAAAAACCGACAGACUAAAACAAAUGAACGAUUUAUAAAAAUAUAGGUCAGUGAAGUGAAGAAUCGUUUUAUGAUACGAAAGAUUAAAGUGGAUUU